UAAAAAUAUAAAAAAAAACCAAAAAAAAAAAAGAAAAAGAGAGAGAAAGAGAGAGAGGGAAACACAGUGAGAUGGAAAUUUUCACGCUGAGGAGGAAGAGGAAGAAGAAGAAGAAGAGCACGAAAACCCUACCGAACCCAACCACGACGACGACGACGACGACGAACCCGUCGACGCGGCGGUGCCGCGCCCUGUGCUGCGGCUCGCGCCCCAGCGUCUCCUCGUCCUCGUCCUCCUCGUCCUCCUCGGACUCGGACCGCGCCCUCGCGAGCCUCGCGCACGGCGUGGUCCAGGCGCGGCUGGAGCGGCUCAUCGACGAGGCCGCCGCGCCCGAGCGAGGCGGGGGGCGGCGGUGCGUGGUGUUGAUCGCCAUGGACAAGGCCUCGUACGACCCGCGCGGGGACUUCAGGAGGUCGAUGUGGGAGGUGAUCACGGCGAAGGGGAUGAUGGGGGAGCCGCGCGAGCUCCGCAGCCUCUUGAACUGCUACAUCGCCAUGAACGCGCGGGAGCUCCGCAGAGACAUCCUCGAGGCGUUCCACGAGGUGUGCUCCGCUCUCUUCUUGCGCAGUCGAUAAAUUCAAAUUUUCAAAAAAUAAUAAUAAUAAUAAUUCACAAGUGGUUCAAAUGUAGUUUUUCUUUUUCUUUUUCUUUUUCUUUUUUUCUUUUUAUUUUGCUGAUUUUAAUUAAUAAUGAUAAUAAAAUUGUUCCUGUAAUUAAACUGAUUGAGAGUU
Molecule: messenger RNA, 731 nt
Organism: Ananas comosus (pineapple)
Lineage: Eukaryota; Viridiplantae; Streptophyta; Magnoliopsida; Poales; Bromeliaceae
Product: probable transcription repressor OFP9
Exons: 1
Coding region: 72-575 (167 amino acids)
Biological process (GO): negative regulation of DNA-templated transcription
Source: RefSeq, a predicted model, not a curated record